This is a messenger RNA of Cannabis sativa, 1503 nucleotides long. RefSeq names its product MADS-box transcription factor 27. Gene Ontology annotation, biological process: positive regulation of transcription by RNA polymerase II. Lineage: Eukaryota; Viridiplantae; Streptophyta; Magnoliopsida; Rosales; Cannabaceae. Bases 182 to 931 code for a protein of 249 amino acids. The transcript is spliced from 9 exons. Gene Ontology annotation, molecular function: protein dimerization activity; RNA polymerase II cis-regulatory region sequence-specific DNA binding; DNA-binding transcription factor activity, RNA polymerase II-specific. Gene Ontology annotation, cellular component: nucleus. The record is from RefSeq and is a predicted model, not a curated record.
CUCUGCUGAUGUGAUUUUCUUCAGUACGGCCAAAAAUUUAAAUACAAAAAAAAAAAAAAGACUCUCACCAUUUUUUUUUUGGUUCAAUUUCGCAAGCCUCCGUUGGUCUCCAUUUGUUGAAAAAGCUCUGUCUAUCUUCUCCUCUCCUCCAAGUAUAUCGGAAGUAAAAAAGGGGGUAUAUAUGGGAAGGGGUAAGAUUGUAAUAAGGAGGAUCGAUAAUUCAACGAGCAGGCAAGUGACUUUCUCGAAGAGGAGGAAUGGCUUGUUGAAGAAGGCGAAGGAGCUUGCGAUCCUAUGCGAUGCGGAGGUUGGAGUUAUGAUAUUCUCUAGCACUGGAAAGCUCUAUGAUUUUUCAAGCACCAGCAUGAAAACAAUAAUUGACCGAUACAACAAAGCGAAAGAGGAUCAUCAUCAACCAGGGAACCCAACAUCUGAAGUGAAGUUUUGGCAAAGGGAAGCAGCAAUGUUAAGGCAACAAUUACAAAGCUUGCAAGAAAAUCACCGGCAAAUGAUGGGUGAAGAACUCUCUGGAUUGAAUGUGAAGGAAUUACAGAAUCUAGAAAAUCAACUGGAAAUGAGUCUACGUGGUGUUCGUAUGAAGAAAGACCAAAUUUUGAUGCAUGAAAUACAAGAGCUGAACAAAAAGGGGAACCUCAUUCACCAAGAAAACAUUGAUCUAUAUAAGAAGGUAAACCUAAUUCGCCAAGAAAACAUGGAAUUGUAUGAGAAGGUCUAUGGAACGAGGGAUGUCAAUGAAGCAAAUAGAAUUCCUCUACUGACAGAAGAUUUGGGGAUGAGAGAGGAAUCACACGGUCUAGGUAUGGAACAAGGGAUGUCAAUGAAGCAAAUUGAUCUCCAGCUUAGCCAGCCGCAACAACAAAACUAUGAACCACCAGCAAGAACUACGAAAUUGGGAUUACAACUGCAUUAACACUGGCAGAAAAUCAUCAGCUGGUGUAAGGUGGCUUACUAAAUUUCUAUCAACAAGACUAUAGUUACAAGAUUAUGCUUCUACUGCAUGAGGUGAUACAAGAGAACAGACCAAUCGAUUAAAAGACUUUGGUUUGAAACAAGCAACAAUGUAACAGGUCUGUUGUGAUCUUGUGACUAAAGACACCAGCCACUUAUGUAAAGGUAAAAGUUAGACAUAACAGAAUAAUUAAAGUUGCACUAAAUGUGCAUUUGAAUUCUUCAUGUGAUUGAACAUUUUAAUAAUCGUUUCAUCUUUCAUUAUCCUUGAGAAUGGAGAACUAGCUUGAGCUUUCAAAAAAUAUAUACAUAUUGAUAAGUAUAGCUUAAGGGUUGCUAAAUGCAUUCUUAUGGAAACAUACUCUUGUAACCAGAUGUAUAAAUAUAGCAGCUAUUAUUUGAGAAAAUUAAUUGAGGGAAAACGAAACAAUGCUAAUUGAUAACAAAUUGAAACAUGUAAGCAUAUAAACUAAUGAAUUUUAGUUUAGAUAAAGUUGAUUGGGUUCAUGAAGUAUGUAUGUACCUUGUUUAUUC